Messenger RNA from Neurospora crassa OR74A, 1896 nucleotides. Its product is annotated as tRNA splicing 2' phosphotransferase 1, variant. Bases 577 to 1692 code for a protein of 371 amino acids. Gene Ontology annotation, molecular function: tRNA 2'-phosphotransferase activity. NCBI's taxonomy places the organism in Eukaryota, Fungi, Ascomycota, Sordariomycetes, Sordariales, Sordariaceae. The transcript is spliced from 2 exons. Gene Ontology annotation, biological process: tRNA splicing, via endonucleolytic cleavage and ligation. The record is from RefSeq and is a predicted model, not a curated record.
GAAUUGUAAAGGUCAGCAUGAUUUCAUGAUGGGGUUCUCAAGGCGCAGACUUCAUUACGGACUCUGGCAAUUGAGUCUGCAAAACUAAACGCAUCACUGUGCCAAUUAUUUUGUACGAAGGCACCUCAUCCAGUCACACUUCAUCCAUCUCAUCCCAUCUUCAAUCAAUCAACCUCGUUUCUUUCCAUCGAACUCGUCGAAACCAAGCACGACAAGACGAGGUUCUUCAAGAACUUGGAUGAGAAAGUGCGUUUGUAAUUUGUGAUCUCUGGCUGCCUACCCUGGACUAAAUCCAAACGGUGUCAUCCACUCAGCGACCCCCAGUCUAACUGCUAACAAGCAUUUUUCAUCGCAUCCAGCAUCGGCAACGGCAACCUUUUGUUGACUGCUGCUGGGGGUGUUGGAAAACUUCGAUUCACUAUUAAUCCAACUCAUCCGCGACUUUCAAGACUGCUCAUCGCCGGACAACAGAGUCGCGCUUCCAUUCACAGCACCACAACCACAACCACAACCACAACCAUCGCCAAAACCAUCGCCAAAACCACACCCCAUCACCGCCAUAACCAUCAUCGCAAAAUGGCUUCCCCCGCCGAAGACCAAGCAACUCACCACCAAGACCUCGCCGACCGCGCCUCCCGCUCCAACCGCGGCGGUCGCGGCGGUCGCGGUCCCAAAUCCGGUGGUCAUGGCGGUGGUCAUCGCAAGGGUGGUGGUCGCGACGUCGACCUCUCGCGCGCCUUAUCCCGCCUGCUCCGUCACCAAGCCGCCUCGGCAGGCAUCACCCUCGACGCCGAAGGGUACGCGCCUCUGGACAAGGUUCUCGCAUGGGGCCCGAUCCGCUCGCUGAAGCCGACGUUUCCAGAGAUCCUGAAGGCGGUCAAGGAGAGCGAUAAGCAACGGUUUGCUAUCAAGCUGGCGCCGGGAAAAGAAAAAGAAGACGGCGAAAAAAGUGAGGAGCCGGGGGAUUGGUUGAUUAGGGCGAAUCAGGGACAUUCGAUCAAGUUGGAGAGUGAAGGGUUGUUGAGGCGGUUGGUUUUGGGGAGGGGUGGUGGUGGUGGGCAGCAGCAGCAGCAGCAGCAAGGCCAAGAGACGGAGGGGGAGGAUGGAGGAACCAUACCGAUCCCCGAAACGGUCGUCCACGGUACGUACUUUGCUUUCUGGGACAAGAUCAUCCAGAGCGGCGGACUCAAACCCAUGGGUCGGAACCACGUGCAUUUCUCCACGGGGUUACCGGAGGAUACGGAGAGGGGGGUCAUCAGCGGGAUGAGGAGCGAUGCGGAGGUGUUGGUUUUUGUGGAUGUCGAGAGGAGUAUCAGGGACGCCGAAGAAGCGGAAAAGGAAGAUAAAGAAGGAAAAGGGAUCAAGUGGUGGAUGAGCGACAAUGGGGUGGUGUUGACGGAGGGCGAUAAGGACGGGUUGGUCCCGCUCAAGUAUUUCAAAGAGGUUAGGGGGAGGAGGCAGGGCGUAGGACUGUUGUGGAAGGAUGGACACAAGGUGGCGGAUUUGCCGGAAGGGUUGGAGAUUAGGAUGCCGAUGGGUAAGGGGAGGGCUGCUGGUGGUGGUGGUGGUGGUGGUGGUAAGAGAGGGGGACGUGGUGGUGGUGAAAGAAAAGAUUCCGGGAAAGGAGGAAGGGGGAGAGAGGAAAAGGGAAAUGGUGAGGAGGCCAAGCCUCUGGAGAUGGAUUCGCAAUAGGUGGAUGGGGUCGAUAGACUCUACCUCUACCUAUCUACUAUGCGGUAGAGGGGACAGAAAAAAAAAGUCACGAAUCAAAACGAGCACGAAGGGCUUUAAAUCGAAAUACCAGACCUGGUCUUGGUUUUGAAGCAGUUGUAAAAUUCCACAGCAAUGUAGAGCCACCCAAUGCCGCAAAAUGGUCCAGACGUAGCCAUAUUUCCU